Messenger RNA from Amaranthus tricolor (Joseph's coat), 1353 nucleotides. RefSeq lists its product as uncharacterized. Bases 1 to 1353 code for a protein of 450 amino acids. The transcript has 3 exons. Gene Ontology annotation, molecular function: protein dimerization activity. NCBI's taxonomy places the organism in Eukaryota, Viridiplantae, Streptophyta, Magnoliopsida, Caryophyllales, Amaranthaceae. The record is from RefSeq and is a predicted model, not a curated record.
AUGAAGAGAAAACAAGAGAAUAUUGCUUUUAUUUUUGCAAAACAUAUUAGAAAAGAAAGUGGGAAAAAGUUUAAUCCAACUCAACAAAGUCAAGCACAAGCACAGGCACAAUCAAAUAAUCCUACUCCUGCUCUAUCAUCUAUUCCUUCUUCUCAAGAUAAAGAGAAAGAAAGUGAAACUAUUGAAACUAAUACAAAUUUCAAAUCCCCAACCCCAACAUAUGAAGAAAGAUUAACUUCCAUUGAUGUUUUGAAUCUUCCUCAAGACCUCGGAAAAAGGAGAAGAGUGUCUCAAUUUCACCCAAAUUUAAUCCAAAAUGGUUUGAUAAAUACAAAACAUGGCUCACCUAAACGAAAAGAGUUUCUUCGUGAAAAACAAAUAUCUUGUAUUGCUGAGGCAUUGUCAUUAGGUGAUAUUGAGUCAGGAAGUGGUUUGAAUCAAGAGUUUGGCUUAAUUCGACUAGCCAUUGCAGUUGCUCAUGAGGCUGAUAGGACAAAGGCAUAUUCAAUCAUAGGUAUGUUGAUGUCAUUUGAUUUCAUUUUUAUAGUACAUUUGAUGGGAACUAUAUUUGGAUUGACGAAUUCAUUGAAUGUGAGCUUGCAAAAAAUGGAUCAAGAUAUAGUUCUUGCAAUGAGUUUGGUUGAUGGAACAAAAAAGGAUUUGCAAGAACUACGAGAUAAUGGUUGGGAAAAUCACUUGAAUAAAGUUAUUUCAUUCAUGACUGAGUAUGAUUGUGAUAUUCCCAAUAUGGUGGACUUGUAUUCUAGUCACAUUGGAGGUGGAAGGAGGAUGGUUCGUGGUAAAGCUCCUCGGGUGACAAAUCUUCAUCAUUAUCAAGUUGAAGUUUUUCUAAGUGUGAUUGAUCUACAAUUACAAGAACUUGACAAUCGAUUUAAUGAGAAAACAAAAGAUUUGCUUAUUUGUAUGGCUUGUUUUAGUCAUAGUGAUGGAUUCUCAUCUUUUGAUACAAAACAAUUGUUGAACCUUGCUAAAUUUUAUCCAAAUGAGUUUCCAAAUGAAGAUUUGAUAUUCUUUGAGGAAUCGCUUAUAAGUUACAUUGGUGAUGUUAGAAAUGACGAGCGAUUCUUGGAUGUGAAGACUCUCAACGAACUUUCUUUAAAACUUGUUGAGACAAGGAAGCAUGAAACUCAUUCAGAUGUUUACAAGCUAUUGAAGCUUGUAUUGCUUCUUCCAGUGAUGACAACAAGUGUCGAAAGAUCAUUUUCCGGGAUGAAUCAUAUAAAAAGUAAAGUGCGAAACAGCAUGGGAGAACAGUUGUUGAAUGAUUGCAUGAUUUCUAUUUUAGAGAAGGAUUUGUUUCUCAAUGUUAGUAAUGAUGCUAUGGUACACUGA